UGAAGGUCAUGAUUUAGUAUGAAUAAAGUUAAGGUCACUUGAGAAAAUAAGUGAUUAGUCAUUUUACAGAAUAAUAUCUUCAAAAAAACUUAGAAUAGUGAAUUUAGUAAUGGCUGUAAAAUAUUGAGUUGAGUUGUAUUCAUCACUUGCGUCAAUUCAUAUGCUGAAUACCCACAAGUUAUGUUACUACUUGUUGUGCAGUUUGUUCUUUCCUAUAAUGCAGCUUAUGCUUUGGAAAAAAGUCAAGGCGCUCUUGGACCUCGCAUUUUUACAUUUGUCCAUGGUGAUGUAGAUGCAAAACUUAAUUUCUCUGCAGCGGAACGUUACUGUAAAUCUGUUGGAGGGCUAUCUGAUACAAAUAACAUGGAUGAUUCAAAAAAUAAACAGGACCGUCAGCACCUGAUCUCCAAUCCAUCACAAAGUUAUAAGGAUGGAAUGGUCCUACGAACGUCUCUGGCAUCCGUUCAUUCAUAUCCAGAAAAUCUAGCUUUGGUAAAGUGGGUAGCCAAACAAGAAAAGCAUUCAUUUUGGAUAGGAGGUAAAAUUACUAAAACAAUGAAUGAGUUUACAAGACCCAUUUAUGUUUUGCACUGGGUUGACGGUAGUAAAAGUGAUUUCAGUCUUAUUCGCUUACCUAAUCCAGAAAUAACUUCCAUGCGAAUUGGUGAACAAAGAUGCACGUCUGUUGAUUAUAGUUCUGGACAGUGGGGGGUUCACUUAUGUUCUGAAAAGAGAUAUUUUGUUUGCCUUACAGUUCCAGUCCUCAAUACAGAAAAUCAGGAAACUACUAAGCAGAAGGAAAAAUCAUCACCCUCUUUGGAAAAGAAAUCUGAAACACACGAUGCUUUAAUUGAUGAUGAAAUGGGAAGUACGUUAUUAUGAUUAGUGUGAUAUCUUGAAGAUUCAAUAAGUAGGUAGAAACAAAAGUCCUGAUAAUCAGUGUUAAAUGUUUAAUAUUUUUCUUUGUUGUUUGUAUAUAGAAUGAAAAAUAUACAAAUAUACUGUUAAAAA
This is a messenger RNA of Schistosoma intercalatum, 1011 nucleotides long. The record is from the annotation of a GenBank genome assembly. NCBI's taxonomy places the organism in Eukaryota, Metazoa, Platyhelminthes, Trematoda, Strigeidida, Schistosomatidae.